Oldenlandia corymbosa var. corymbosa is the source of this 3458-nucleotide messenger RNA. The record is from the annotation of a GenBank genome assembly. NCBI's taxonomy places the organism in Eukaryota, Viridiplantae, Streptophyta, Magnoliopsida, Gentianales, Rubiaceae.
AUGGCUCAUUACAGCGAGGAAGUUGAUCCGGCAUUUAGAGGAGCUGGGGCCAACCCUGGUUUGGAAAUAUGGUGCAUAGAGAAUCUUCGGUUGGCUCUGGUCCCCAAAUCUUCGUACGGGAAAUUCUUUUCUGGAAGUGCAUAUCUAGUUUUAAAUACACUUUUGCUUAGAAGUGGCUCUCCUCAACAUGAGAUACAUUAUUGGCUUGGAAGGGAUGCAAAAGAGGUGGAUGCAAACCUCGUAUCAGACAAAGCUCUUGAAUUGGAUUUGGCCUUGGGGUCCCAUGCUGUGCAAUAUCGAGAAGUUCAAGGUGAAGAAACUGAAAAGUUCUUGUCAUACUUCAAGCCUUGCAUCAUUCCGCUGGAAGGGAUAUUUUCUUCAGGACAAGCAAAUGUUGACUCUAAUGCAUACAGGAUCAGCUUGUUAACAUGCAAGGGAGAUCGUGUUGUUCAUGUUAAAGAAGUUCCUUUUACUCGGUCAUCUCUGAACCACAAUGAUGUGUUCAUACUUGAUACGGCAUCCAAAAUUUUUCUGUUCAGUGGUUGCAACUCCAGUACUCAAGAAAGAGCUAAAGCUUUAGAGGUGGUUCAAUAUAUUAAGGAAAAUAAGCACAGUGGGAAGUGUGAUAUUGCAACGAUAGAAGAUGGAAAAUUUGUGGCUGAUCCUGAUGUUGGUGAAUUCUGGAGCUUAUUUGGUGGUUAUGCUCCCAUUCCAAAGGAGUUGCCCUCGAACAACCAGCAACUGGCUGAGAUUCUUGCCACCAAGUUAUUCUGGAUAACUACUCAGGGAAAACUUAAUCAGAAUGCAUCUGGUUUAUUAACUAAAGAGAUGCUGAGUUCAGACAAAUGUUACAUGUUGGAUUGUGAAGCUGAGCUUUAUGUUUGGAUGGGAAGAGGCACCACAAUUACAGAGCGCAAAACAUCAAUUUCAGCUGCAGAAGAGUUUUUGAGAUCUCAGGGGAGGUCACAUGAAACCAAGUUAACUUUUCUGACAGAAGGAUCAGAAACCGAUUCAUUUCGGUCAUACUUCAACGAUUGGCCUAAACAUGUGGAGCAGAAGCUGUAUGAAGAAGGUCGAGGAAAAGUAGCAGCAAUUUUCAAGCAUCAGGGUUAUGAUGUAAAAGAACUUCCAGAUGAGGACGAAGAAGAUCUUGUCUUUUUGGAUUUAUCUGGUGAAACAAAGGUUUGGGGAGUAGAUGGUGAUAAUUCAAACAGCUUACCGCUCGAAGAACCUAUGAGGUUUUACAGUGGGGAUUGCUACAUCAUACAGUAUACCUAUCUCCACAGGGGCAGGGAAGAGAAUUUAUUCUAUGCUUGGCUUGGACAAAAUAGUCUCAAAGAAGAUAGAUUACAGGCAAUCUCAUUUAUGAAUGAUCUUGCGACAUCGGUCAAGGGAGACCCGUCAAUUGCUAAGAUUGUUGAGGGCAGUGAACCUCCUCAAUUCUUUUUGAUUCUCAAGACUUUGAUUGUUUUCAAGGUUGUAAGCAGAAAUUUUCUUUUCCAGUGUAUCUGGGGUAAGGGUACAAGAUAUAAGACAUUGCUUGCGGAAAAAGGAAAUACUGAUGAAACAUAUGAUGACUCUAAGCCCGCUUUGUUUCAAGUUCAAGGAUCAAGUUCGUCCAACAUGCAAGCCAUUCAAGUUGACCAAGUAUCAAGUUCUCUGAAUUCAUCUCAUUGCUACAUACUAAAGACUGAAACUUCUGUAUACAACUGGAUAGGGAAUCUCACUUCUGUGAGAGAUCUUGAUCUUAUCGACAGGAUGCUCAACUUGAUGAACCCAACAUGGCAAGCUGCAUUGGUAAGAGAGGGUAAUGAGCCUGAAUAUUUCUGGACUGCGUUGGGUGGAAAGGCUGAAUAUUACAGAGAAAAGAAAGUUAAAGAAUUCAGGGAAGAUCCUCAUUUGUUUGUGGUCUCAUCUUAUGAGGUUGAUUUGAAGGUGAAAGAGAUAUUCAAUUUCUCCCAGGAUGAUUUAACUACAGAAGAUGUGCUGAUUCUUGACUGCCAUUCUGAAGUUUUUGUGUGGGUUGGGCGCCAUUCAUCUGUUGAAUCUAAGCAUCAGGCUCUUGACCUUGGCGUGAAAUUUGUUGAGAAAGGCGGUUCACUUGGAAGGCUUCCUUCGGAAAUUCCGGUCUAUGUUGUUGCUGAAGGGUGUGAACCACCAUUCUUUACUUGCUUCUUUGAAUGGGAUCCCUCAAAAGCAAAUAUGCUCGGCAACUCAUUUGAACGCAAGCUUGCUAUACUGAAGGGAAAGACACAAAAGCUUGAGGUGACUCUAAGAAGUUCGUGGAAAGCAUACUCUAUUGAAAAUGGCUCAGCUGAUUCAAAAAGUCAGUCCAACGGCAGAAAUGGGCGCAGACAAAGUUCAUCACCUGUGUCAAGCUUUUCUGGCUUGAACUUAAAAUAUUCAGAUGUCCGUCGCUUAAGCAGCCCACCUUCAGUCACGACAAACUUUUUGCCUGGAUCUCCUGAUCAAAAUGCUGCUGGUUCUGCAGAUGGAGUUUCAAAGUUGAGUCCUCAAAGCACUGGUCCGUCGAGUCUUGAUGAGAAUGAGAGUGAUGCAAAUCUGGUGGUACAUCCAUAUGAUCGACUGGUGGUGGUUUCAAACAACCCAGUGACCGACAUUGACAUAACCAGAAGAGAGGUACCCUUGUAUAUAUACCUGAUACAAAUUCUGGUGAUUGCCAUCUAGGAUCGAUAAGUAGAUUAUUAUCAAGUAUUUUAAUCUCGUCGUCAUUAACUAUUUUGUUUCUUACCAUUGAUGUUGAAUGCCUUUUGCUAAAGUCUUGAAAUAUCUACUCAUUUGCUGCAUGCAAUUGACUAAUCCCAAUGCAGUGGAACUCAAGUCCUUUUUAGCUCUUUUUUUCUUGUCUUUCUGAUAGCAUAGCAAUAAUUAAUUUAUGAAUGAAAACUGGUCUGAGGUACUGAAUGCUGGAACUGUUUGCUUGACCACCAGGCUUAUUUAUCAAACGAAGAGUUCCAAGAGAAAUUCGGGAUGCCGAAGCGGAGUUUCUAUCAGCUUCCCAAGUGGAGACAGAACAAGCUGAAGAUGUCCCUUAAACUUUUUUAAGUUGUUUUUUCCAACUACGUUUAGAACUUAGAUACAGGUGCCACUGUACAAACUCUGAGCUUUUUACUAAGUUUGCAGUGAUAUUUUAGUAUGAUGCGAAUUGAGAGUAAUAGUCCAACCUAAACCCAACCUCAAAAGAUGCUCUUUGAGUCAUUAAUUCAAAUUUAGGGUUGUGAUUUUACUUGUUUUAGUAUGAAAAAGUGCCUAGGUUGUGAUUUUAUGUUUGUUUUUAUGAUCUGAGGGAAAAUUAUGUAUUCAGUAUGGUAUAGCUUGAGACAAACCGUACCUAGAUAUGAUCUCCAUUCAUUGUGUAUGAUAGUAGUGUCUUAUAAUGGCGUAUUUCAUAUGGUUGUUAAAAAUAUCUCAUUUAAAGGAGAUAACCCUUUCAUCUG